This is a messenger RNA of Mus musculus (house mouse), 1795 nucleotides long. It is a transcript of the gene Clta, whose product is annotated as clathrin light chain A. Gene Ontology annotation, biological process: vesicle-mediated transport; intracellular protein transport. NCBI's taxonomy places the organism in Eukaryota, Metazoa, Chordata, Mammalia, Rodentia, Muridae. The coding region runs from base 775 to 1521 and encodes 248 amino acids. The transcript has 8 exons. Gene Ontology annotation, cellular component: membrane; cytoplasmic vesicle membrane; spindle. Gene Ontology annotation, molecular function: structural molecule activity. The record is from RefSeq and is a predicted model, not a curated record.
GACCUGAAGCAAAGUCAGCUGGAUGGCCUUGAGCUGUUCCACUGUACAGGUGAAAUGGUUUGGCCCCCACUGACUUGGCUUGGAGUCACCACCACCACCAUGUCCGUGACUCUGCUCAGCCUGGCCAGGGUGUAAGGAGGAGCUAGAGACUUCUUUUAUAGCAAUGGACCUUUGAGAGAGCUCUGCUCACUUGGACUUUUGGGCUCUCUCUCUUUUUGGCUUGGCUUCAUAGAAGGAGAUCCAGGGUGGUAACAUUAAAUGGUAACUGCACUUCUCUUGGUCUAUGCACCCAUAAAAUUUUUCAAUCAUCCAGGAGGGAGGCAAUGCAAGAUUCUUCUACCAGCUUUCCAAGCGAGGACACUGAGGUUCAGAAACACCCAGUGGUUGUGUGUUGAGUAGUCGGGAAGAGCUCACGUCCCUGAUGCCCACAAAUGGCUGUUCCUGAUCACUCCAGCUCCCGAUGCUCGGCGACUCCCAGCUUCCCCUAGGGUGGCACUUCCGCUGGCUCUUCCUUCUGCUCCCAGUCACGAGUUGUCCCCAGGGCUCCUCCCCUUUGCCAGCUGAUUGGGCAGCUCCCGUCUUCUGAUUGGCUGUUCUUUUUGUGGCUCACCAACCCAACCGGAUAUAGAAGCAGGGUUUCCGCUUCCACCUUCUCCCUCUUCUCGCUCGUCCUCCGGUAGCAGCCGCCAGCACAGUGUCGGCUGCUGGGCGGGGUGUCGGCGGAUCGGUCGGUUGGUUUCGGCUUCGGCGUCUCUGCGGUUGAGUUGGGCUGUCAUGGCCGAGUUGGAUCCAUUCGGCGCUCCCGCCGGUGCGCCCGGUGGCCCCGCUCUAGGAAACGGGGUGGCGGGCGCCGGCGAAGAAGACCCGGCCGCGGCCUUCUUGGCGCAGCAAGAGAGUGAGAUUGCGGGCAUCGAGAACGAUGAGGCCUUCGCCAUCCUGGACGGCGGCGCCCCCGGGCCGCAGCCACACGGCGAGCCGCCGGGAGGUCCGGAUGCUGUUGACGGAGUGAUGAAUGGUGAAUACUACCAGGAGAGCAAUGGUCCAACAGACAGUUACGCAGCCAUUUCAGAAGUGGAUCGAUUGCAGUCAGAGCCUGAAAGUAUCCGUAAGUGGAGAGAAGAGCAGACAGAGCGCCUGGAAGCCCUCGAUGCCAAUUCUCGGAAGCAAGAAGCGGAGUGGAAAGAAAAGGCGAUAAAGGAGCUGGAAGAGUGGUAUGCGAGGCAGGACGAGCAGCUACAGAAGACAAAGGCAAACAACAGGGUGGCAGACGAAGCUUUCUACAAACAACCCUUCGCUGACCUGAUUGGUUAUGUCACAAACAUAAACCAUCCUUGCUACAGCCUAGAACAGGCAGCAGAAGAAGCCUUUGUAAACGACAUUGACGAGUCAUCCCCAGGCACUGAGUGGGAGCGGGUGGCCCGCCUGUGUGACUUUAACCCCAAGUCCAGCAAACAGGCCAAAGAUGUCUCUCGCAUGCGCUCAGUCCUCAUCUCCCUGAAGCAGGCCCCCCUGGUGCACUGAAGAGCCACCCUGUGGAAACACUACGUCUACAAUAUCUUAAUCCUACUCAGUGAAGCUGUUCACGUAAUUGGAUUAAUUAUGUUGAGUUCUUUUGGACCAAACCUUUUGUCUUUAGAGUUGAUCAUUGUUUGUGAUUGCAUGUUUCCUUCAACUGUGUUCUCCCUGGCAUUCAGAGACGAGAGAGGAAGAGGAAGGGAGAGGAGCUCCCGACAGUAGCCUCAACCUGUGCUUUUGUGCAUUAUUCUGAGAAUAAAUUUCUGUUUCAAACAAUGUA